UGCUUUUGAUCUUGAGAUCUGAAACACAACAAACUUGAAUGAUCGAUUCGUGUUUUUUUGGAUUUUCUUAAAUUUGGGUAGGCAAAAAACAUCAUAUUGAUUCCUUCUAAUUUGAUUCACUUUCUCUCUCGAGAACAAAGUUUUAGAUCUAGUUUUAUUUUGUCUGAGUUAUCGGAGAAGAUAUUAUCGGUGAGUUCGAGAAUCGGUGAGUUCACCGGAGAAGAAAUUAUCGGACUUGUAUUUACCAAGCUCUUCUGGGAUUGGACCGAAGAAGAAGUUGUUAGAGAGUAUCAACAUCUCUAGCUUCUCGCCUCUGCAUAAAUCCAUGGGGAUAAGUCCGCAUUACUCAAAGUUACCUGAUAUAAAACGUGUAAUUGUGAACACACAUGCUAUCGAGCCACAGGCUCUUGUUGAGUUUUUUGGCACUCUUUCUAGCGAAUGGGCUAUGGAGUGCAUGAGGGAUCUGUUGCUGGUCAACCUAAGAGGAAAUCUGCAGAUAAUCGUUCAGGCUUGCAAGGAGUACUGUGAGCAACUAGGUGUUGAUGCAUGUAUUAAGCUCUUUGAGCAGUUCAAGUCAUACGAAGGGCUAUACUUUUUCCUAGGUUCAUAUUUGAGUAUGAGUGAGGAUCCGGAGAUUCAUUUCAAGUACAUUGAAGCUGCUGCCAAGACUGGUCAAAUAAAGGAGGUUGAGCGUGUAACUAGAGAAUCUAACUUCUAUGAUGCUGAAAAGACGAAAAACUUUUUGAUGGAAGCUAAGCUGCCUGAUGCACGACCUUUGAUAAAUGUCUGCGACCGUUUCGGCUUUGUGCCUGAUCUUACUCAUUACCUCUACACAACAACAUGCUUCGUUACAUUGAAGGUUACGUACAAAAGGUGAACCCUGCGAAUGCUCCCUUAGUUGUGGGACAGUUGCUUGAUGAUGAAUGCCCUGAAGAUUUUAUAAAAGGCCUUAUUCUUUCUGUUCGUUCGUUGCUUCCUGUCGAACCACUUGUGGAGGAAUGCGAGAAGAGAAAUCGACUUCGUCUCCUCACUCAGUUCUUGGAGCAUCUAGUUAGUGAGGGAAGCCAAGACGUGCAUGUCCAUAAUGCCUUGGGUAAAAUUAUCGUAGACAAUAACAACAACCCUGAGCAUUUCCUGACCGCCAACCCUUACUACGACUCUAAGGUUGUGGGUAAAUAUUGUGAGAAACGUGAUCCUACCUUGGCGGUUGUGGCAUACAGAAGAGGACAAUGUGAUGAGGAACUCAUCAAUGUCACUAACAAAAACUCGUUGUUCAAGUAUGUGGUGGAGAGGAUGGAUGGUGAUCUCUGGGAUAAGGUUCUUGAAGAAAACAAUGAGUAUAGACGACAACUUAUUGACCAAGUUGUUUCUACUGCUUUACCUGAAAGCAAGAGCCCGGAACAAGUUUCUGCAGCUGUUAAAGCAUUCAUGACUGCUGAUUUGCCACACGAGCUUAUUGAUCUUUAUUGGGCCGCAUAUGGGCUGCGGUUUGUGUCUAAUGUGUAUAACUUGCUCGGCAAAUCUUGUGUAGGGUUUCUUAGAGAUUGAGU
Messenger RNA from Camelina sativa (false flax), 1550 nucleotides. Its product is annotated as clathrin heavy chain 2-like. Gene Ontology annotation, biological process: intracellular protein transport; receptor-mediated endocytosis. The record is from RefSeq and is a predicted model, not a curated record. NCBI's taxonomy places the organism in Eukaryota, Viridiplantae, Streptophyta, Magnoliopsida, Brassicales, Brassicaceae. Gene Ontology annotation, molecular function: clathrin light chain binding. Gene Ontology annotation, cellular component: plasmodesma; plasma membrane; chloroplast.